UCAGGCUUUGGGGUUUCAGUGCUAGUUUUCAUGGUAUUAAUAGGGUGGGAAACUAUAUAUAUAAUAUUAGUAAAUAUCUGUCGGUAAUCGGUAUCAACGGUAAUAUCAGAUAUUGAUAUCAGCCCAAAUUUUCAGUUCUGUGCAUCUCUAGUUUGUACUCCACAAUAGAACAUCACAUUGUAUUGGUGGAUAAUAACAGUUAAAACUUGGAUUAGGAAGCAUGCAACUUCUGUUGAACAAAAAAAUAACAUUUAAUACAAACCUAAAAUACAAAGACAUCAGUUUUUCUCUACCAGUAAUUUUAAAUGUUGUGCUUUAAUGAUUAGGGUGACGUGUUCCUAUCAGCUGCAGCAGAUAUGUCUCAUUAUUCACAGUCUGCUGUUAUGCAAACCAGAGAAACUACAUGGAAAGUAGAGCUGGAGAGGAAACCCUGCAGGGAGAAGUUAUCCGUCAGCCAACCUGAGAGGACAAAGUCUUUUCUCUGACUCUUAGAAAGAUGGGCGUUAUUAACGAUGUUAAGGACACGCUGUCCAAGGCGGUGUUUAAUCCGUCCAGCUUGAUGUCCGGGCGAGGCGGGCUCCACAUGGCUCAGAUCGUUCUGUGUCUGAUCACCUUCGUCCUGGGAAUGUUCAGAGGAGGGAGCAGCCAUACCUACUGGAUCUACGCCAUGUUCACCUGGGCCUUCUGCCCCAUCAUGACCCUCAUCAUCACCAUCAUCGAGAUGUUCGGGCUCGAUAUAAUCCUCAACAUGUUCUGCAUGGACUGGGGGGACUUCACCACAGGGAUGGCCAUGUCCUCCUCUCUCAUGACCGUCUCCGUCGCCAUAACUUACGCCAACUUCUACGCCUGCCUGAAAUGCCUCUACGGCUCGAUAGUGAGCGUGUUCGCCUUCCUGUGUGGCUUCCUCUACAUGCUGGAAGUGGUGAAGGACAAGUUCCUGGACAAGAAGAAAGGGAGCUACCUGGCAGCUCUUCCCGGGUUCUGGAAGGUUCUGGAGGCCUUCGUGAGCUGCAUGAUUUUUGUGUCUCUCACCGGUUACAGAGACAAGCCAGCGCUGAUCUUUUGUGUCAUCGUGUACAUCAUCCCUUUCCCCAUCCUGCCUCUCAUCAUCGCCACCAACAUCUUAAAAAAGCUGAAGAACUGUUUGCCCUUUAACCUGGACAGGUUUGUCUUUAUUUUCCUGGUGAUCUCAGUUGUGCUGUAUAUAUUCGCAGCUAUCAUGUGGCCCAUUUUCACGUUCAGACACAAUCCACGUCCCAGCGACUGUCCCCCCAGCUUUUGCAUUUGGGCCAUUCAGUUCAUGGUUGCAUUUUUUACUUAUGUGAAUCUCAUCCUUUUUACAGUGGACCUGAUUUUUACACUUCUCGGCAUCUGUGGCUUUAAGCGAACAUAAAUAUUAAGAUUUUUUUAUAGUGUGUCAAGAAAUUUGACCUGAAUAUGCAGAAAAGCUCCACUGUUCUUUUUAAUAAUAUUUCCAAAGAUGCUGUGUUGUAAUUCCAGUAUAAAGUGAGGUAAGGUGAGUGCUGCAUGUCUCUGUCCUUUAAUGGGAACAUCUGACUUAUCAUGUCCACACUGUAAAACAUUUUGAGCUGAAUUUAGUUGUGUCAACUAUCUUCUUCUCUUUAAGUCAAAUAAAUUUCGCGAGUUUUAGAUUUUGAAGCU
Xiphophorus couchianus (Monterrey platyfish) is the source of this 1662-nucleotide messenger RNA. RefSeq names its product myeloid-associated differentiation marker-like protein 2. The record is from RefSeq and is a predicted model, not a curated record. NCBI's taxonomy places the organism in Eukaryota, Metazoa, Chordata, Actinopteri, Cyprinodontiformes, Poeciliidae. Gene Ontology annotation, cellular component: membrane. The transcript has a single exon. The coding region runs from base 497 to 1393 and encodes 298 amino acids.